CCCCUGUUCCAUCCUCCAGCUCUUCUCUGUCUCCAGCUGCUCCCGGUGAGCCUGCCGUCUGAGAACCUGCCUUCCCGUGGUUCAGCCUGAUGCCUCUACUCAGCCUGAUGCCUCCACUCAGCCUGAUGCCUCCACUCAGCCUGAUGCCUCUACCCAGCAUGAUGAACUGAUCCAGCCUGAUGAUCCUAUUAGGCCAGUUGACUCGAUGCCCGCUGUUGAUCCAGAUGAUCCGGUACCUGAUCCGGUGCCAAUUGACUCAGAGCCCACUGUCGUACCUGGUGACUCGGUGCCCACUGCCUUGCCAGAUGACCCGAUGCCCGCUGUCGAGCCAGACAAUCCGGUACCUGAUGACCCGGUGCCCGCUGUCGUGCCAAUUGACUCAGAGCCCACUGUCGUGCCUGGUGACUUGGUGCCCACUGUCUUGCCAGAUGACGUGGUGCCCGCUGUUGAGCCAAGUGACCUGAUGCCUGGUGACCCGAUGCCCGCUGUCCAGCCAGACGAUCCAAUGUCUGACCCAGUGGCCGCCGCU
Molecule: messenger RNA, 529 nt
Organism: Staurois parvus
Lineage: Eukaryota; Metazoa; Chordata; Amphibia; Anura; Ranidae
Source: the annotation of a GenBank genome assembly